Molecule: messenger RNA, 807 nt
Organism: Ilex paraguariensis (yerba mate)
Lineage: Eukaryota; Viridiplantae; Streptophyta; Magnoliopsida; Aquifoliales; Aquifoliaceae
Source: the annotation of a GenBank genome assembly
AUGGACGAGAGCAGGGCAACGGCUAGAGCGGGCGAAGCCAUUGGGCAGAUCCAGUCACUGGAUGAUGCCAAGAGUAGGUCGAGGGGACGAAAUUUGUUGGGUGGUGACCGAAGUAGACUAGGCAUCACCAGGAAUGUGAGCGAUGGCCAAAGGGCACUAAACAGCUCCAAUGAUACACCAGUCGACGACGAGCGCAGCCCGAGUGAUAGGAAAAACCCAUCGAAUGAGAGGAUAGAUGUGACCCAAACCAGAAGAGUAGCAAGAGAUGACACCAAGGGUGUAGCGCACUGGGCAACGUUUGGCUUCAGUCAAACAGUGAGGACCUGGAGGCUUUUGGCGAUGCCAGUAGGUCGUCCCAAACACUGGGUGAUGCUGCUAGGUGGAGCCAACAUUCUGGGUGAUGCUGGGAUUACGGUGGGUGUAACAGAGAAGGGAAAUCUGGGCAAAGCUGAAGCAAACAGAGGUCUGGGCUUCCCGAGCAGCGCCUCAGUUGGCUUCUGGGGCAGCGCUCCUGGCUCCAUAGGCAACGCCACUUCUUCGGGCGAAGCCAUUGGGCAGAUCCAGUCACUGGAUGAUGCCAAGAGUAGGUCGAGGGGACGAAAUUUGUUGGGUGGUGACCGAAGUAGACUAGGCAUCACCAGGAAUGUGAGCGAUGGCCAAAGGGCACUAAACAGCUCCAAUGAUACACCAGUCGACGACGAGCGCAGCCCGAGUGAUAGUGAUCCUUCCUCCAAUCUUUACUUAAUAUUUAUAUAUGUAUUUUUCCUUUCUGGUGCUGACCCUGAUUUUGGCAGGCACCUACCUUAA